This is a messenger RNA of Tribolium madens (black flour beetle), 1502 nucleotides long. It is a transcript of the gene Sobp, whose product is annotated as sine oculis-binding protein homolog A. The transcript is spliced from 4 exons. Gene Ontology annotation, cellular component: nucleus. The record is from RefSeq and is a predicted model, not a curated record. Gene Ontology annotation, biological process: animal organ development. Bases 150 to 1412 code for a protein of 420 amino acids. NCBI's taxonomy places the organism in Eukaryota, Metazoa, Arthropoda, Insecta, Coleoptera, Tenebrionidae.
GCUCAGCUUGUAGUUCUCAUCGAAAUUUUCCUAGUGUGCGCAGUUUUUAUGUGAAAACAGAUUUUUUCACUAUUAAAUUGAAUUCGUAGUGCGUAUUUGAUUUGCACCUUAUUUUGGUUUUUCUCGUUUUGCACUUUUGGUUUUCAUUUAUGGAAAAAAGUGCCGCUGAAGAGAUUGCGAAAGUUACGAUUAAAAAGGAAGUGCUUAACGAUGAUAUAAAAGAAUUUGCUGAAACAGCCAUGAAUGAGCUUCUAGGCUGGUACGGAUAUGCCAAUAACAAUCACAGGGAUGCACGUGCAUGCAAGUCGCAUUCCGGAAGCAACAGUUCUGGACCGUCGUCUCCCAAAUUUAACGAGGGUUGCGGAUGGUGUGGCAAAGCAGUCGACGAGAAUACAGGCCUGUCUUCAGCAGCUGCAACAUUUUGUUCCGAAUUAUGUUUUUCUCAGUCAAGAAGGGCCAAUUUCAAGAAAAAUAAGACAUGCGAUUGGUGCAGACACGUCAGACAUACAGUUUCGUACGUCGAUUCUCAGGACGGCUCAUCGCAGUUGCAGUUUUGUUCCGACAAGUGUUUAAAUCAGUAUAAGAUGCAUAUUUUUUGGCGCGAGACACGUGCCCAUCUGGAAAUCCAUCCCCAUAUCCAUGGAGAGGAGUCUUCCAGUGGUACUUUGAUCACUCCAGAUCUGUGGAUGAGCAAAUGUAAGUCUCCAGAAGUGCAAAUUUCGUCGCCGUCUUCUUCGCCGAAAUUGGCGGAAAAUCCGCAACAAACAUCGCCAUUGCCAUUAAUCACUGUUGCUCACCCGUCAAAGCUGAUGUCAGUGCAAGAGGCUGAACCUAAAAGACAGAGAAAUAAAGUACAAAAGAAAAAUAAAAAGAAAAAUGCCAGUUUACCAAGUUGCACAAGCACAAAUAAGACUUUCUCGACUGAUAUGCCCCAAGAUUUGCGAAUAAGACAUACCCCUACUGAUUUCGACGUUAAUAGACCUAAUUCAGAUGACAAAAGUAAGACUCAACAAAGUGCAGCUAAUGAAGGGGCGUCUCGAUUGAGCCAAACACAGUAUUUUUGUAAUUCCGAAGCUGUAACUCAUAGAAAAUUGCUUGAUAGUUUAGUACCACCUCCCACCAUUUUGGUUCCUUAUCCUCUUAUACUGCCUCUACCUCUUCCUAUUCCUAUACCCAUUCCCCUACCUUUUCCAAAGGGUCUCUUGAGUAAAGUUCAAGACAAUGUUGAGAAAUGCAGAGAUGCUUCAAGUCAAACUGAACAAGAGUUCAGUUCUAGUCAAAUCGUGAGUGAGAUUGUUGAAGACAACACGGAAAUAAAUAGAAAUAGUAUUAGGCCUCUGAGGAAAAGAAAACGAAUUGUAGAGAAAAAAUCCAAGUUUUUCAUCAAGAACAAAAAGAUAUUAUCCACCUGAAUAUUUGUACGUUUAUUGGAAUAAUUUUCGUAUUUCUCUUUUGCUAAUUUGCUAUUGUACAUACACUUCGGAAUAAAUAAAAUAAGUAUA